CAGAUAUCAAGGGACACGUGCGCGCACGUUUAACAGGGUAACAGCAUGGAAAGAGUACAACUAUGCGUGUCUCGUCGUCACAAAUAAUAUUGCGUCUUUAAAUUCAUAAUACGACGCUAGAACAACUAAAUUGCCUCUCUCUCUCUCUCUCUCUCUGUCUGUCUGUCUCUCUCUUUCUCUUUCUCUCUCUCUCUCUCUGUCUCUUACGUAAUCGACCAGCGGAAUCGCAGAAUAAUAUUUUGUUAACAAUGAUGUAUAUUCAGUGAAGUGACCUUACGAGUCUCAGUUUACGCGACAGAAUUUACGUGGGACCGACAACAAGUAAAACAGUCAUAUGCUAAUCGUUACGUUUCUUUGCGAGUUACAUCUCAAUUAAGAGAAAGAGAGAGAGAGAGAGAAACGGUGAUAUUAUUAAUUAAUGAAUAUAAAUUUAAUAGGAUAUAUUUUAGCAUUAAAAUGGUCGUAGAGAUAUGGUCGUAUAAUUGAUUCUAUAAAAUUUUUAGAAUCGCUCGAUUAAAAUUCGUCCGUUUAAAAUUAUUUGGCGUGAGAAUUUUGACAAAAUAAUUUUGGCAUCGUCGUUAUAUUUCACAUGGUUCGCUAAAUUUAUUAUGCCUAUCUAACGAAGAUGCGUUUAAGAAAAUAAAGAUGAUAUUUAUUGUAAAGGAUAUAUUUUAUAAUAACGAUCGGAAAAACAUGGUUCUGCGCUUACCACGUGACUACCCUUCGUUACUACGGUACAACGGUAAUGAGAAAAUACGACCAGGUGGAUCCCGUGAAUUCAUGAAUUGGGUCUUGGCCUACUACCUACAUCAAUCUUUAACUUCGGAGCCCUUUGUAAGGGUACCUCAUUCCGGCACGCGCAUAAUUGGUCCCGAAUUGGCUCGAGCUGAUUAUUUCAUUCCUGUGGACUUAAUGGGCGCCAGAGGGCGUUGAAGCGAUUCAGAUAAGGGCUUGGCGUACAGCAGAUGCGUGCUAUGCCUGCGUGAGGUGGGUUCGAGCCUCUUAAAUCAAGAUAUCAAGUUGUUUGUUUUAAGGCGAUUUAAGUCAUUACCAAGACUCGAUGACGCGCAAACAAGAUGCAUACGUGAUGUAUAUAGAUUAAAAAAAGUAAGAUUACUUUGCAGAAAGAUCGAUCCAAGCGAUAACAUUGAUGUACCUGGUCGAAAAAAUGCAAUCACUGUAUCCUGCUGCGAGGAAGACAUUUUUCUAAGAAAAACACGACGCUAUUUCAUUGACAAAACAGUGAGUUGUCAAGUUAAACGAGUUUGGAGUCCCGUUUGCGUCGUACCUGUGUCUACGUUAGUUGAAUAUCAAAGAGAAGGACGAAUAGAAAAAGUUCAACGAUUUGUCGGAAGAUAAUUUAAAGAAAAAGAAAAAAAAAAAGAAGAAAAGUUUUUAUCUAGAAAAAAUUCGGUAUUAUUAAGUUUCUCAUUCGAAGUGCUCAAUAAUAAUGUGCAUUUGUACGUGUGCAUGGGGAUGAAAAGAAUAAAAGCGAAAAAGGAAACAUGAAGAGGAAACUCGAUGGAGGGUCGAGAAUGACUACACUCCUUUCAAGAUGCUCGCCUUGGCGGCGACUGAUGGUGUCUCGUGUGGGGUAGUACUUGGUAGUGGGGGUAGUAGGAUUCGGCUGCUGGUGUAACGUGGAGGGGGAAGAGCGCACCUAUGCCGGCACGGAACUCGGAAGAGUAUCGUGCUCUCAGCGGUAUUCGCUUGCGAGCCGCCGUUAGAAGCGGAUCGCGAAUUUGCGGACGCUCGUACUUUAGUACUUUGCACGUCGCGAAUUAUUAUUUAUUAAAACGAAUAUUAUUAUCGUUUGAUUUUAUUCUCUCUCAGUACGAUCGAUUUAGCAAGAAAAAAAGAGAAAGAUUUUUUUUCUCACUCGAAUAUACGUUUGAGUAGAUUUUUGAUCUUUCUUUUUUUUUUGUUUUUUUUUUUUUUCAUUCUCUCUUCUUUCCUUUUUUUACUUUUUUUUUUUUCUCCAUCAUUAACACGUCAAGUUUGACAGUUAAGUUGUUAGAGAAGGGAAGAGAAAUUAUCUAGUGGAAAGAGAAUUGUUAGAAAUUAUUGCGGUGGAAUAUUAGAAGGAAAAUAGGAGAGAAUUUUUAUAAGAGAAAUAGAAAAAGAUAAGUCGAAGAUUUUGAGAAAAGCUAAAAAAAGAAAAAGAAAAAGAAAAAAACGUUGACUGGUUGACCGGUAGAGCGCGAAACGGUGUACCGGACGGCUCGCGAUAAAAUUCACGGUGGAAAGUGCUACACGCUCCGAUUCACCGUGCGUUAUCCGAAGAAACAGAAGCAAAGGAAGGAAGGAAAGAAGAAAGAAAGAAAGAAAGAAAGAAAGAAAGGAAGGAAGGAAGGGAGGAGAGGGAGGGAGUCACGCUCGUCGAAGAGAGACGCGUCUAGUCGCGAGACUAACUCAAAGAACAGAACCGAUCUUCUUCCAGACGGCUCCAAAGUUGCGAUAGAGCUCUGUGGAAAAGCUCGCGUUCGAUGCGCCCCACUCCCGGUUUGCUUAUCUCGCUCGAAGACGGCCAGUUUUGUUUCCGUCUCGGAAUUUUUCGGAGGACGUUCCGAGUUAUUGCAUUUGCUUUACGACGAUUUCUAAUCUUAGAAAAUUUACAAGAAGAACAUUAAACUCUUAACACAUCGCAUUUGGAAUCAUUUGGAGAAAUCAUUACCGUCAAGAUGAUUAUUGGAUUCGUUCUGAUACCUUUAAUCUUCGCCAAUAAUAUUUAUUGUCAAAACAAUAGCUUGAUCUCAAGUGAGGUCCUUCAAGAUUACGAUCCGCAAUUCAUGGUUGGCUGUUAUUUUCCUGCGGAAUACCAGGGUGAAUUCGUGACGCAGGUGAGCGGUAAGGACAGCAACAUUGGCACAACGAACGAGCCCAUUCAAUACUCGGCCAUUAACAUCACUUACAAUGCUAUCCCGGUCUGGGGUUAUUGCCGUAGAAGAGUCGGUGAAAAUGUUCUUUUAAUGGACAGGUACGGGGACGGCGAUUGUAUUCGUUGUUUUCGGCUAAAGCGAAGAUCUCGCAAUGUUAUCGAAGUGUUCUCGGAAGAUCUUAACAGGUGUUAUACUUCUGAAUCAGCCGCCAUCGCAUCGUGCGAAACUCUGAACUCCACGUCCAUUCUUUACCGUACGAAGGAAGUUGGUGGUGCGUCGAUUAGAAAUGAAUACUGUCCUAUCGUAGGUGGAUAUCAUUUCAAAUACAGCGUUAACGAUGGAUCAUCGGUAUCAACCGAAUGCAAUUCCUUCUUAUCGGAUCUUCAUAACUGUCCUGACGGAUCGGUUUUGCAUUUAAAGUUCAAUCGUUGCACCUUCGAAUCACGCGAGCUCAGCUUCAAUUGUCUGGGUAGCUGGCCCGGUGGCCCUUAUGGGUCAACGUAUGUAGCCUUGAUGGACAACGAUGCGGUUAAAGAAAAUCGUCCUCAGUAUCGUUGCGGCUUGUUCCACGUUGAUAACAAAAAAGGAAGAACAUAUAUGGCUUUCAGUAGCGAUUCUAGUUGUACACAAAAUUUAGAUAAUUCUACAAGCGGAUACGAGACAUUCGUUCUAAGCAAAACAGCUAAUCAAAAGGCAAUACCAAAUUAUGUGAAAACCCAUGUAGCAACAUUUCCAAAGUGGGCACAGGGUUUGUGGGAAGAGUCCCUGAUCGUAAAUGGUACAAUGACUUUCACCGAUCUCAACGGAUAUAACAGUUACACUUUCGUUACGGUAGAAUCAAACGAUGAAACUGGACGUUACGUAGUCUAUUCAAAGGAUCAUUGCGAGAACGAAGCUUACGUAUGCUUAAUGAUGAGACAACGUAGUGAAAACGUAUUAGAAUUCACGAUAGGGAUGGUAAUGAGUCCAGUUUAUCAGAGUUAUUUGUGCGAUGAUUCGAACUUCGACAAACCAGUGUGGAUGACUCAAGCGCGUAUUGAGCGAAUAGUAGAAUCACCAUGUCCAAUAACAGGACAAUAUACGGGAAGGAUAACCGACUUAUCGGGCAUGUGUGCAGAGUUGAGUAGCAAUUGCAACACUCGAGAGAUAAUGUACUAUAAAGUUUAUGACUGUGAGUCCGAAGAACUCUAUGAAGAACGGACAUAUUUGUGCUUAGGACAGUGGGAAGAGAAAGGUGUAAUGUACACCUACACAAUGAGAAACGAUACUGGUACGAAGGAAUGUUUUGUUGGUUUGAUCGUUAACGACGAAGAGAUAUAUAUUAAGGAAGCAGGUGAUCAUUGCAUUAGAGAUAUAGAUCCUAAGGAGCAAGGAAUGAGAUUGUAUAAAAAAGGACAAUGUUAUGGAAAUUCUCCUAGUCCUGCACCAACGCCAAUGAAACCGAUUCCACGCAAUCCUAUAUUGAGUACAACUCCACGAUCUAGAUUUUCUGGUGGAACCACAAGAAGACCAGGAGGAAGCGUUACGUCUUCCGCAUCAUCGAAAAGUCUCCAAAGUUAUGAUUUUAUUUUUGUAAUGGUACUUGCCGUUUUUCUUAGAAUAUUUAAUUUCACAUAAUGGAUGAACGAUACUUUCAUUUUAGGAGUGAAUAACAAUGACCCAAUUAGAUAACGAAACUCUAUAUUUACAUAGGCUCGAUGAACGUUUUAUUCUCGACUAAUUAAAUAAGGGAUCGUUUGUAAGUAGAGAAUUGCAAUAUUUAACAUGAAACGCUAUACAUACAUACAUACAUAUAUAUAUAUAUAUAUAUAUAUAUAUGUAUAUAUACAUAUAUGUAUAUAUAUGUAUGUAUAGCGUUACGCAUUAUCGUAAAAAGUGUAGAAAGUUUACAAUGCAUUUUUAUAUUAAACUAACAUAUACUUUACUUACGAGACACGAACUAAACGAAAUGUAGCAAAAUCAAAAUGCAUCAAAAAAUCUUCACUGGGAAGUUCUUAAAA
Messenger RNA from Vespa mandarinia (Asian giant hornet), 4879 nucleotides. RefSeq lists its product as uncharacterized. The record is from RefSeq and is a predicted model, not a curated record. Lineage: Eukaryota; Metazoa; Arthropoda; Insecta; Hymenoptera; Vespidae.